Messenger RNA from Oncorhynchus masou masou (cherry salmon), 1925 nucleotides. Its product is annotated as tripartite motif-containing protein 42-like. The record is from RefSeq and is a predicted model, not a curated record. The transcript has 5 exons. NCBI's taxonomy places the organism in Eukaryota, Metazoa, Chordata, Actinopteri, Salmoniformes, Salmonidae. Gene Ontology annotation, molecular function: protein binding. Bases 1 to 1770 code for a protein of 589 amino acids.
AUGCGCAACAACCCCAAAGCCAAACACACAGGAAAGGAGAUAGGCUCUCAGGAUGCCCAGACAAAAGCUGAGCUUGACCCAGUGACCCGCUCCCUGGCUCUCCACCUGUGCUGCCCAGCCUGUGACACUCUCCUCCUCCAGCCUGUGUCUCUGCCCUGUGGCCACUGCCUCUGUCGGCCCUGCCUGGAAGGCGUCCGCAAGAAGCCACCCAGCACCAAGGCUUCUGAUGCCGAGCAGCCUCAGCCCUGCUCCCAGUGCCCCCGCUGCCUGGUCCACUACUCCCUCCAGCCCGGCGAGUCCUGGCACUUCCCAGAGAACCUUCUCCUGGCUAACGUGGCUGAGCAGCUCCUGGAAAGGCUUGAGGGCCUGAGGCGGGUGAAGCAACCCAAAAACACCUGUGCCAAGAAGAUACCCCUGAGGGUGACCACCUGCGAGAUCUGCUGUAAGCAGCGCGAGGCCCAGCGCUACUGCCACACCUGCGGCCUCAACUACUGUGCCAAGUGCCUGAGAAAACUCCAUGGCAAACGAGCAUUCCAGGUCCACGUGCUGACGGAGCCUGUGGAGAGCGGGUGCCGCGAUCCGUGCCCCACCCACCACGACCGCUCCCUGUCCCACUGUUGCCUUGACGACGGAGCUCUGGGGUGCCAUGGGUGCAUGGAACAGGGGCACCAGGGACACGACGUGUCACUAGUCCACAAGGCCCGCGCCCACAUGGAGGUGGGCAUCCACAAUUCCCUAGAGCAGGCUUGGAAGGUGAAGUCCCAGUGUGAAGCUGACAUGGUGUCCAUGGACCAGUUGAGGGCCCAGACGGACUCCGACGGCACCGAGCUAGGACACCGUGUACGCGAGGGCUUCCUGUCUCUCCGUAAUGUCCUGCUAGACCAGGAGGCAUUGCUGCUCUCACACCUGGACAACCUGACCUCCAGCACCUGCAGCGGAGCCAUUGACUUCCUCCAGACCUCUGCCCCACUCCUGGGCUCCCUGACUGGGCUGGAGAUAAUCUCUGAACAGGCCCUCCUGGAGCCCAACACCGUGGCCUUCCUGACCGGGGCCAUGGCUCUGACCCAGCGGCUGCAGAGGGUCAACAGGGACAUUCAUCGCCCUGCCCUGACUCUCCAGGAGGGGGAGCCCUUCAAGGGGGUGAAGAUGGACUUUGAUGCCCUCUUUAGGGACCUGCAGGCCCUGCUGGGGACUCACCUCCACUGGAAGAGCCCCGAAGUGGCUGCAGUGGAUUCUGUGGCGACCGGCAUGGAGGCAGAUGUUUUGGAGGGGUGCUGCGACGUGGUGCAGCUGCCGUCAUGCCCAGGGACCCCCCACCGCUCCCUGGCGGACUCACCCCGAAGCCCCCGGACCCCCAGGAGCCACAGGAAGCUGGUGAUGGAGGAACAGCUGGGCCUGUCAGCUGGGGACUGCAGCGAUAAGGAAUGCUAUCUGCUGCCCAGGCCCCCCAUCAUCUACCAGCACAUCGUCAAUGGAGCCACUGUGGAGAUCUUCUGGAUGCUGCCCAUGGGUGAGGAGGUGGAGACCUUUGACAUCCACUUCCAGGAUGCUGUUACCGUGGGGAUGGUCAUGGAAGAGGGGAAGGGAGUGGUCCUGGUGGGGCUGAAGACAUGCAACCUGCAGACGGUCGGGCUCUGCCUAAACACACACUACCUGUUCCGGGCACGCUCUGUCAACAGCCACGGGGCCGGGGAGUGGAGCUCCUCCUACAGAGUGAACACCGAGUGCCAGGGAGAUGAGGCCAAGGCAGCCGUGACACAGGAAAUCUAACUCUUACAACAGGAAAUAAAGAUCCCACACAUCAAAUCUCAUACUCCAUAUGUCUACUUACAAUCUGCCAUUUACACAUAUUAUUUUACAUUAUCAAACAGAAACAUACAUUGCAUAAAAAAAUAAUGCAAGCAACUUUGAAAAAGUGAGUUAUU